This is a messenger RNA of Maniola jurtina (meadow brown), 944 nucleotides long. RefSeq lists its product as uncharacterized. The record is from RefSeq and is a predicted model, not a curated record. The coding region runs from base 138 to 827 and encodes 229 amino acids. The transcript has 5 exons. Lineage: Eukaryota; Metazoa; Arthropoda; Insecta; Lepidoptera; Nymphalidae.
AUUGGUUUGUGGUUGAAAGUGGCUGAAAAUGCUGAAAAGUGAUAACUGAUAGUGAAAGUUGAGUUGAGCACACGUUCAGCCGUAGGUCCCGUAGCCCUUAAAGACAGUUGAAAAAGUGGCUGAAUGUAAAAAUUGAAAUGGCAAAACUACAGAAGUUUCCUAAGGGUGCAUUAUCAUUUUACAUAGAAUUAUAUUGCAAAAGGAAAAGUGAAACUAAAAAAAAGUUGCAACAGGAGGCCCUGAAAUCAUGGGUUUCACUUAGCAAAUCAGAGAAGAAAUUUUUUGAAACUAAAUACAAGGAAUAUCAAUGCAAUUUCAAGAGAAGUAUUGCUAAGUGUUUGAAAAAUGCUGAACCCUACUUAAAAUCAAAAAUAGUAAUACCUAACAGAAGAAAAUGUUUACCAAAUGUCAACUGUGAAGAAAUGAAUAAAGAAAUUUUGCAGAAUGAAUUAUUAAUAUCCUCAAAAAGAGAGAUAGAUGAUAAUGAAGAUUGUGCAGAUCCUACGCAAAAUGAAGGAAAUAUUGAGGUAGAAGCACACAAUUCUUACCAUGAGUCACCUAUACCUACCUCACAGAAUGAAAUGAUACCAAUACCAGAACCAAUUGCUCCAAAAAUUAUGACAGCCAAAGGAUUGUUUUUAAUGAUUAAGGAAAGGGAAGAAAAUAGCUUAAUGUGGGAAGAAUUAACUGCGAAACAAAAGAGACGUUACGCAGAUGCUUUACGAGCUAUUAAGAGGGAUUACUUAAAACAAUACAGAGAAUAUCUAGAGCACUUACCAUCUGAAAAAUUGUUUGAUCAUUACAGAAACGUAAUUAAUUCUGUUUGAACAAUUCACGAAAGUUAGAACAAGAAAAACAACUUAGGUAUUAGUUAUAAUACUUUAUUUAUUGAUUAAAGUCAAUAAUUAAAAAAAAAAAUUGAAAUAAAUGUUAUGAAACUUGUU